Messenger RNA from Eimeria tenella, 639 nucleotides. RefSeq lists its product as uncharacterized. The coding region runs from base 1 to 639 and encodes 212 amino acids. Gene Ontology annotation, cellular component: COPI vesicle coat. NCBI's taxonomy places the organism in Eukaryota, Apicomplexa, Conoidasida, Eucoccidiorida, Eimeriidae. The transcript is spliced from 3 exons. The record is from RefSeq and is a predicted model, not a curated record. Gene Ontology annotation, biological process: retrograde vesicle-mediated transport, Golgi to endoplasmic reticulum; intracellular protein transport; intra-Golgi vesicle-mediated transport. Gene Ontology annotation, molecular function: protein binding.
AUGGCGUUCGCGUGCGGGGUGAGCCGGCACUUCUUCGCGCGUUCGGAGCGCGUGAAGGCCGUGGCGCUGCACCCGCGGGAGCCGCUGGUGGCCUCCGCGCAGUACGACGGCCGGCUGAAGGUGCACAACUACUUCUCGCUGCAGCUGGUGGCCGCGCUGGACGUGUCGGCGCUGCCGCUGCGGGCCGCGGCCUUUCUGGCGCCGCGCGACUGGCUCUUGUGCGCCGGCGACGACUGCGCGCUGCGGGCCUUCUCGCUGCACUCGCAGCAGAAGGUGGCGGAGCUCCUCAACGCCCACAAGGACUACAUCCGCCACCUCGCUGUCCACGCCCACAAGCCCCUCGUCCUCUCCAGCAGCGACGACAUGACCAUAAAGCUGUGGGACGUGGAGGAUGGCUGGACGCGUCUUUGUUCAUUUGAAAGCCACGCCCAUUAUGUCAUGCAGUCUGUUUGGAGUCCCCGGGACCCGACGAUUUUCGCCUCUUGUUCUCUCGACAGGUCAAUCAAGGUGUGGGGCAUAGGGCCCAUAGGCUCGGGGGCCAAAACUGCAGCCAAUGGGCCCCCCGCUGUUGUCACCAGUGCCCACUUUUCUUUGCUGGGCCACGAGCGAGGAGUCAACACAAUUGCCUACUCGACGUGA